Messenger RNA from Papilio xuthus (Asian swallowtail), 1508 nucleotides. RefSeq names its product Adenylate kinase 3. The transcript has a single exon. Gene Ontology annotation, molecular function: AMP kinase activity; ATP binding. The record is from RefSeq and is a predicted model, not a curated record. Gene Ontology annotation, cellular component: mitochondrion. Lineage: Eukaryota; Metazoa; Arthropoda; Insecta; Lepidoptera; Papilionidae. The coding region runs from base 366 to 1022 and encodes 218 amino acids. Gene Ontology annotation, biological process: nucleobase-containing compound metabolic process.
ACAAAAUAUUUAGUCUGUGACACAAAAGUGAAUUUUAAUUUUGUUGUGAUAAUGUAUUGCGAUAAGUAAUUUAUUAUAUUUUAAGAGAAAUGAAAGGAUUUCAUAUGUAUUACACAACUAAUUGGAAUGGACUGAUAAGUAUCUGCAAGUAUCAUUUAAUAUUAUAACCUUCAAAGAUAAAUAAUAUAAAUUCAGAAUUUUAUCUACUCCGUUAUGAUAAUGAUUAACCGGCUAUGUAAGUCUAAUUUUCCUGAUAAUUUAACACACACAUUGAUUUCGCACAGUUGAAACAAAUAUAAAGUCUAAAGUACAUUCUGAGCAAAGGUCAAAUUUUACAUAAGCUUGUUUGCCUGGCUGCCUUGACAAUGUCUGCAAAGGCUAAAUUAUUGAAAGCUUUAAUACUCGGUGCACCUGCAUCCGGAAAGGGUACUAUAUCAUCCCGAAUUGUGAAAAAAUAUGGCAUAGAGCACAUAUCAAGUGGUGACAAAUUGAGGGACCAUAUAGAAAAACAAACUGAGCUGGGAAAAGAAGUCAAAAAGUACUUAAAUGAAGGUAAAUUAGUACCAGAUGAUGUUAUAAUUAAAUUUAUGAUAGCGGAAUUAAAACAGAAUAGUGAUAAGCCAUGGUUAUUGGAUGGUUUUCCGAGGACUGUGGUCCAAGCAAAUGCUCUAUGGAAAGUGCACCCUGUGGAUGUAGUUUUAAACCUGGAAGUACCAUUUGAAGUAAUAAUAGAAAGGGUGAAGAACCGCUGGGUUCAUUUACCAUCAGGCAGAGUUUAUAAUAUAGGUUUUAACACACCAAAAGUGAUGGGGAAAGAUGAUGUAACUGGUGAAGAUUUAAUCCAACGGCCAGAUGACAAACCUGAAGCUGUUCUUAAGCGGUUGGAAAUAUAUAAAAGUGUGACACAACCUGUCAUAAAUUUUUAUACAGAUAAAGGUAUAUUAAAAAAUUUUGAAGGCCGCACAUCUGAUGAAAUAUGGCCAAAGGUAACAUCAUAUUUAGAUCCAAUUUUUAAAAAAUAAUCUUUAACUGUAAGAUGUUACAAUUUUUUCAUACACAGAUUUUAUAGUAGUUAUUUAUAGUGCCUUUUUCAUGUGUUAGACAUAUAGUUUUUUAAUAGAUUUUGGUGUAUUUAGUUGUAAGUGAUUAUUGUAGAAAAGUAAUUAUUGAAAAUGUCACAAAUAAUUUUAAGGUCAAUUAAGACAAAGUCUUGACAGACAGUGCAAUAAUGUCUUCCAAAUAAUGAAUAUCAACACUUAACAUUUCUUCUAGUCAAUGGUUACUAUAAAAAUACAGAUGAAUCGAGAACCUCCUCCUUUUUUAAAUCAGUUAAAACACCGGGCUAUAUAAAAAAUUUUAGAUACAUAAAUGAAUGUUUGUAAAGUUCCUUUUUGCUUUUUUAUUGUGAUAAUUUGAUAUUGCCAGUACUUCAGGGUAAAUAAAUCUUGAUACAGGCAUAUUAUAACUUUGUGUUGAUAUAUUAUAAAAAAUAUAUUUUUAAUUACUAG